Symbiodinium sp. CCMP2456 is the source of this 459-nucleotide messenger RNA. NCBI's taxonomy places the organism in Eukaryota, Dinophyceae, Suessiales, Symbiodiniaceae. The record is from the annotation of a GenBank genome assembly.
AUGUGGCGACGCCUAGCGCCACCGCGCACGGAAGAGUUCUUUGCCCGACUGGAUUGGAUGCAGGGCGGAGCUGAGCUCUGGAAGUACCUUGAGCCCUUGUCCCCGGCCAUUCUGACUGGCUCACCAUCCGGGGACUGGGCCGGUCCACAGAAAGUGCGCUGGUGCGAGAAGAAUCUCAAGUUGCCGGCUGAUCGUGUUCUCGUCGUAGAUGCCAGCGACAAGGCUCUUUUCAGCCAUCCUGGAGCCAUCCUCGUGGACGACCGGGCGGAGUACCGCUUUGAGUGGGAAGCCCGCGGUGGGAUCUUCAUCCACUGCACGGACGCCCAGGCGUCCAUCCAGAUGGUCCAGGAAGCCUUGCAGAAGCUCAGUGGACCCACGUCACUGCGCUGCGCAGACCUUUGUGCCAAGACGGUCGAGGAAACAGCCGGCGAGUCGGAUGCGAUCCUCGUCGCAGCCUGA